UCAGCUCUCCUGCCCAGAGCACCGUCGCCUCCAGCCCAUCCUCUGCCAGCAUCAGCAGCAAAAUGCAGCAGCCGCAUCUUCUCUGCCUCAGUCUCCUGUUGCUGGGACAUAUCCUAGAUGUGCACGGCGGGAACAACGUCCUCGACUGCUGCCUGCGGACAAGUGAGACACCCAUCCCGUGGAGGAUAGUGCAGGAUUACCGGCUCCAGCUGGUGCAGGAUGGCUGCGACAUCCCGGCUGCCGUGUUCAUCACUGCAAAGGGCAAGCGUCUCUGUGCCCCCCUCCAAGCCCCAUGGGUGGUUCGCCUCCAAGAGAAGCUGGAUGCCAGCUUUGCCAGGAAGGCCAAACCCCGGGGCAAGUAGCUCCGAAGAAGCCCUUGGCCAGCCCCAGCACCUGGAGUGGGGCUGGUUCCCAGCUGUGAAUCUGAAGCUAAUGGAGCCGACCUGCUUCCACCUCCAGCCACAGAGCCGACCCUCCUCAGGACUUGUGUCAGUGUACGGGGCUGGGCAGAGGCCUGCCUGCUCUCCCUUCUUCCCUCUGUCUCCGGUGUGACCCAGCAACCUGCGUCAGGCUGAGCCAGGGGCUGCUGGACCAGAAACUCCACUGCCUUUGCAGCCUAGAAGCUGGUUGGUGGACUGUUCUGUGAAAUGAGUUUGGGGCACCUCAGCCUUUCCUUCAGCGCAGCAGCUGUGACCUCCAGCACUAGUCUGAUCCCUUUGGCUUCCAUCAUCAGCCCCAAGCCUGAGUCCUUCUGCAUCCCAGAAUGGGACAGUGUGGAGAUGGAGGGGAAGGAUGGAGAUGUUCCUCACUGGCCAUGCACUGUGCUGCUCCCUUGCUGCGCACAACCUAGAGGCUCUCCGGCAGAGCGUGGCUGAUGCAGUCCCUCUCUCACGCCCUGACUUCCCUGCACUAUUUCCCCUCCUGCCUUUCCUUGCACAGGUAGAAAUAGAGCCAGUAAUGUGGCGGCGGCAGAGCAGGCAGCGAUGUUGCCCUCAGCCCCUGCUCUCCUCAGGGACAUUGCCCUCCUUCUCAGUCCCCUAGCCUGCCACCAUGUUCAAACUCUGCCCGGCGCUCCUGCCUGGGCAGGGAUGCAUCAGCAGUGUUCACACUACUUCCAGGUAUUUGCUGCUAGAUCUGUUCGAUGCAACAAUUACGUGUGUAAGUUGCUUCUUUUCUAUCUUUCUCACUGUGCUGUGAUUUUGUUAAAUAAAAAGAAAAGCCAGC
Messenger RNA from Aquila chrysaetos chrysaetos, 1224 nucleotides. RefSeq names its product C-C motif chemokine 19-like. The transcript is spliced from 4 exons. The coding region runs from base 63 to 362 and encodes 99 amino acids. The record is from RefSeq and is a predicted model, not a curated record. Gene Ontology annotation, molecular function: chemokine activity; CCR chemokine receptor binding. Gene Ontology annotation, biological process: monocyte chemotaxis; positive regulation of ERK1 and ERK2 cascade; cellular response to tumor necrosis factor. NCBI's taxonomy places the organism in Eukaryota, Metazoa, Chordata, Aves, Accipitriformes, Accipitridae. Gene Ontology annotation, cellular component: extracellular region.